GAGGCUGAGAUCCGGCGGGAGUUUCUAACUCCGGCUCGCCCUCGGGAGGCUUUCUCUGAACCGCUCCAAGCGACCGCGCUCUUAACAUGGGAGAUGUGAAACUGGUGACAUCUACUAGGAUCUCCAAAGCUACCUUGACACUAGACCACUCUUCCUUAAGGUCUCCUGCUCUGACAGAAGCACCAGCAUUUACUCUCCCACCAAGGAAUAUCCGGGUGCCACUUGGAGGCACAGCCAGAUUCGAAGGAAAGGUCAGAGGCAACCCAGAACCUCAGAUCACAUGGUACAAAAAUGGACAUCUCAUGACUGGAGGAGAGCGCUGGGUGAUGGACCGCAGCAUUCGAGGGAUUUUCAGCUUGGUGAUCAAAGGGGUGCAGGAGGAUGAUAGUGGUUCAUACACCUGUGAGGCCACAAAUGACAGCGGUGUUCGCCAGGUGACUGUGGAGUUAACAGUGGAAGAAAAUAUUUUGAAGUACAGUCUGCCUUUUGCUGGCAAAAGUUCUAGUGGUAGACUUUCUGUUCCACUUGUGGAUCAACGGCCAAGCAUUUGGGGCGAGUGUCCACCCAAGUUUGCUACAAAACCUAAUCGUGUUAUUGUACGAGAGGGACAGACUGGUAAAUUCUCCUGUAAGAUAACAGGUCGGCCUCAACCUCAAAUCAUUUGGUCCAAGGUAUGGUUGUCUGUGAAGGUAUUUUCCUUGUCAUCUGCUAAAGUUAAUAACAUUGAAAAAUGA
Molecule: messenger RNA, 734 nt
Organism: Eublepharis macularius
Lineage: Eukaryota; Metazoa; Chordata; Lepidosauria; Squamata; Eublepharidae
Product: myosin light chain kinase, smooth muscle-like
Exons: 5
Coding region: 87-734 (215 amino acids)
Biological process (GO): tonic smooth muscle contraction
Cellular component (GO): cytoplasm; lamellipodium; cleavage furrow
Molecular function (GO): myosin light chain kinase activity
Source: RefSeq, a predicted model, not a curated record